AUGGAUGAGCCUAGUUCUUCGACAAAUUUCCAACCCGGCGAUUUGUUAUGGGCUAAAAUGAAAGGAUUUCCACCGUGGCCGGCAAAGGUUUUGGAAAUGACUGUGGAGACGCCGGCGAGAAGAAUUCCUGUCAUGUUUUUCGGAACACUGGAAACAUCAUUCAUGAAACCAGCGGAUUUGAGCGAUUAUAUGUCAUUUCGAAAAGAAUAUGAGAUUGCGAGAAAGCAGAAAGAUUUUAACAAAGCGGUGCGGGAAAUUCGUCGAGCUGCUGGAUUAUCUUCCGAACAAGAUGAAUCUGCGUUUCCUGUUUCAAAUUCAAAAAGUCCACCAUCUUCACCAAGAGCAUCUUCUUCAGUUAUGAUUAAUACAGAAUCAAAAAGGAAACGCUCGAAUAGUGCGUCAACAAAAUCGCGAUCGCGAGCAAGUAGCACUGCUUCAGUUUAUCGAACAAUGAAAGAUUUAUUCAAAAAAGAUCGAAGAAGACUUGACAGUGAAUCAUCUCACGGUUCAAAGCGAAAAAUGAUAAGUGGAAUGGGUGCUGGACAAGGAUCUGAAGUUUAUGAACAAUAUGCUGAUAGCACAGAUUUCAACGCUCUUUUUGGCGAUGCUUUUAUCAAUGAUUUAGGAACAAUUCCUGACGACAACAAAUCGUGGAAAUCAAAAAGAUCGCGAGGUUCAUCGAAAAUCUUUGAUGAUUUAUUAUACGGAACACAUCGAACAAGAAAUCGAAGUGGAAGUGCAAGCGGUCGACGAUCUCGACUCAUCUCAAUGUCCGGAUUUUCGGGCGUUUCUGAUGUUUUUGAUGAUUUUUUCAAUAAUCAUGUGGAUUUAGAUGUUCAAGCCGAACAAUUGAUGCAUACUUUGAAUAAUAUGCCAUCUGAUGGAAGUAUUGAUCGACCAUUAUCUCCUGAAUUAGCACCAACGAUGCCUGCGCCUGUUGAAUUCUGUUCAAGUUGUGGAUUUGAGUGUCGAUUAUAUAAUGGGGUUUUGAGGUGAGUUGGGGGAAAAUUUUCAAUCGAGCCAGAUCCGAUUGGGCUAAUCUCAGGCUUGAGCUAAUUAAUUAGGCCUAGUUAAUUGAGGCCUAGCCAAUUAAUUGAGCCAAAUCAAUUAAGAUACAUCUUAGGCUUGGGUUAAUUAAUUAAACCUAAUCGAUUUAGGCUCAGCUUAGGCUGAGGCUUAAUUAAUUUUUUAGGCUGAGCUUAGGCUUAUCCAGCUAAUCAGACCUGAUUAAUUUAGGCUCUACUUAGGCUUAGGACUAGUUAAUUUAGGCUUUAGAAAAUUAAAAUAGAAAAAAGUCUUUAAAAAAGAUAGAAAAUUAUUUUCAGAUGUAAUCACUGCUCGAAAUACAAAGAAGCACCUCAAGCAACUUCUUCAACUGUUCGAGAUGGAGAUGACAGUAGAAAUAAAUUGAAUAUUCCACUCUCGCUCAACAUCAAGACUGAAUCAGUUAGCAGUGGAGAGAAAUUCAUAAAUAAUAUGUUGAUGGCAAGACCUGCGGAUAAAACACCUGAAAAAGGACUGAAAUCUGUGAAACAGGAAGCCUCAUCUCCAGCCAAGCAAAAACGGAGUAAUUUGGUGAUAAAUAUAAAGCAUGAGGAUUCGGAUGAUAGUUAUCGAAAAGAGCAGAAGAAAAAGAGAAAGGUGCAAUUAAUGAGUCCACGAUCUCCAAAUAUGAUAUCAAUUCCAUCGGAAACUGCAAAUAUUCCGACUGGAGGAGACACACUUUUGAGCGGUAGAACAAGUCGAGAUCGAAGUCGACCAAAACAUUAGUAAGUAUUGGUGUCGGGCGGUAGUUUGGCUUUUCAACACUAAUCAAGUGGUUACAGCAAAGUCGAAAAAACGCCGCCAAUUUCGGCGAGUGGACAUAGACAUUGUGUGAAUUGCAAUGGACAGGUUCGACCGCAAAUGUGUGGAGGAAAUCGACAUCGAUGGAGAUGUGUUGAUAAGAAGUGUCGGAAAUGGUAUGGUUGGGUGCGAUCGCAUGAGGAAAUACCGAAGAAUGUGGGAAGGAAAAAGGUUGGAGUCAAGCAACCGCAGAUUGCUGUUAAGCCGCAGAAGGUUAAGAAGAAAGGUGAGUUUUUAGAGGGGAAAGUGCAUCAGGCUUGUGAGGAAGCGGAAAGGAUCUCUAGGCUUGUUAGCUACUUGAAAACUAGAAUUAUUAGGAGCUGAUCCUGGACAAUUGAUAUUUCUAGGCAUGGCUCCUUGAGAACGAUGAUCUCUAGGCUUGGCUUCUUGGCAUGACUUCUCUGGAGUAGGCGCGGCUCCUUGCCAAAGUAAACCUACCUCUAGGCGCUGACCCUAGACAAUUGAUUUUUCUAGGCACGUCUUCUUGACACAUUUAAUUUAUAGUCGCUUCUACUUGAGAACUAGAUUUAUUAGGAGCUGAUUCUAGACAAUUGAUAUUGCUAUGCAUGGCUACUUAACAACUAGGAUUUGUAAGCGCGGCUACUUGACGUAGUAGCUUUUAAGCCGCCGAUCCUACAGAGUUUGGUUCUUUAAGCGUGACUACUUAAAAACCUGAUUUUCUCGGCUCCGCUACAGGACAACUAGGUUUUCUAGUCGUUGAUUCUGCAAAAUUCCGCGAUUUUUUGAUCAUUUUUUAUCUCAAAAAAGCUAAAAUUCAUGCUCUAAAAAAUUUAGGAUUUUUUGAAAAUUUCAAAAUAAGUUUUUUACCUGAAAAUCAGCUUCUGAAAUGAAAAAUCCGAGUUUUCCUCUCUAAAAUUGAGCAUAAAAUAUUAAAAUUCACUUUUACCUAAAAAUCAGCUUCUGAAAAUAAUUCUAGGCAAUCUUAAUCUAAAAAAAAACCCAUUUUCCCACCCCACAUUCUUUAUCCCAUGAUUUUCCAGAAGAACCAGAAGAAGAAAAUCCAUUAUUGAAGCGAAAAGUUGGACGACCUUCGAAAAAUGACAUUAAAAUUCGGCUGAAACUUCAAAAAGAGGUUUGUCUCCCCCCAAGUUUUUCAAUUGUAUUCAAAUCCUAAUCAUAUUAAUAAUAUUCUAGCAAGCAGCAGCUGCUCUUGUUGCACGUUCUGCUAUUCAACCACAAAUAUCAUCAUCAUCUGAUCCAAACGGAUUACAAAGAAGAAAAUAUACGAAAAGAAAAAUGAAGGAUGGAACAACGAUUAUGGGAACAAAUGGAGGAGGAGGAAAUAUGAAGAAGGAAUAUAGUCCGUUUGAAGAAGAUGUUAAGAAACGAUGUGGGUUGUCCUUUUGAGGGGAGAAGGGAGCAACUAGAGUCUAGUUUGAUUUUUAUUGAGUAGAUUUUUCGCUUUGAAAAUCAAUGAAAAAUGACUUCAGGAGCUAUAAACUGAAGUCUAGUUUGAUUUUCAAAUGUUAUUGUUAGAUUAGAGGUGUGAAACUAGAGUCUAGUUUAUAAAAUUCAGAAUUAGAUUUUAAACUUUUUUCAGCUGGGCUCAUUUUUGAAAAAAAAAAUUUUUGAAGUUAUACCUUUCCCCCCACUUUUUUUCAACGAUUUUUAGUGAAAUCUGAGAAUUUUGGCCAAAAUUAAGUUAGAAGCUGCUAGAAACUAGAGUCUAGUUUGAUUCUUUCAAAAUUUAAAAGACACUCUUUGUAAGACUGCAAAACCCACCGGACAAAGAAAAAGUCAUGAUCUCAGAAUCGGCCCAAUUUUUUUCUUAGUAAGCCCCAUGGGUGGGGAACUUUUUCCACCAGGUUAGAGAUCAUAAUAUCGUUUCGCCAAUUUGGUGGGACCGGGUGAAGGGGAACUCUGUUUUUCGAAAAUUUAUCGUAAGUAGGGUUAAAAUUCAUAAUUUUCAAUGAUUAAAAAAGCAUUUUGCUCGUCUUUUGACGCUCUUUCCGAUGGAAAAGAGUAUGAAUUUCGAUACUCAAUCCUAAAAAAAAUUUUUUUUUCGCCCUAUAUAAACAUUGCUCAGGAGUCAUUUCCGCUCUUUCUAACCGCUUCCAAAAUGUUCCUCGUGCCUUUUUACGUAGAUUUGACUACAUUCAAAAAAAAUUUUCGGGGUCCCUCAUCUUCAAAAAAUCACGUUUUUACGGUCUAUUCAUGUUUUUUGCGCGCGCACACACACAAAUUAGCAUAAAAUAAAUGAAUGUUUAUUGCCCGAGAGGUCCUGGUUCGAUUCCUCACCAAUGCAAAUGUUUUUAUUUUUUUUGUGCAUUAGAAAAUUACGAUAGAUAAAUCAAAAAAAAGUAUUACGCAAGAAAAAACAUUGACCUGGUCAAACCACAAUGACUGGAGUGAAGUUAUGUGAAUGCUAGAAGGUUCUGUGAAAUUUGGAACCCUUUGAGCAAAAAAUUGCACUUUUUACAUACGACUUAGUUUUUGUUUUUCAAGUUUUUAUACGCGUUUUCUUUAAAUACACCAUAAGAAGUUCAAGAUCGAACACAUUUCUGAGAACGAAUUUCUUUUGGACAGAAGUUUUAUGGAAAUGCUGGAAGCUGAAGUUGACAAUUUUGACAAUAUAUGUAUUGCCUCGAGGUUGGGCGCUGAAAACCCGAAAAAAAAGUGGAAGAUCAGUUUUAUGAAUAUACUAGAAGGGCUUCGCUGGCUAACGCCAUCUACAGUAGUUUGACUUACUUUUGAUUUAUUUUCCGGUUAGGUAAAGAGAAACAUUGAGAAAUGCCCAGAAAUUGUUCGCUUUUUUCAGAAAACAGAAAGAUCAGAUAAGAAACGUGUCCUUUAAUUUUUUUGGAAUAAAAACGUGAUCAUUCUUUUUUACAUGAAAAAAGUUUGGAUUUUUCACGUGAAAACUCGCGCAUUUUUUGAAAAAUCGAAUAUUAGCGCCUCGAUGGGAAAGAAUUUGGAAUAGAAUGGUGAAGGUCCCAUCAAAAAUGGUCUUCUGAAAAUUGAGAAAAGUCGAGCGACACAUUUUAAAAUCGAAAAAUACAUUGGAGUUUUCAAACUUUUGAUUCUCCGCGCACUCACAUACAUUUUGAGAAAGAAUGAAUAGGAUGCGCAUCGAGCUGCCAACAUUUAGAAACUUUUUCUUUUUUUGAUCAUCAAUUUUUAUGCGCACAGUUUUGAGAAUGGGACCUGGACACACUAUUGCCAAAAAAAAUUUCCCAAUUAGUAUAUAGUAGAAGUAGAUAGUAGAUACAAAAUCCUGAUGGAAGUCAUACGUUUGGAGAAGAAGAUUACUUCAAUUCAAGACAGAUAAUGUCAUAUUUUAGUAGAUUGAAAUCUCAAAGAGAGAAAACUAGAUCGUCUAGAAGUGUUCCAACGGAAACCGGAGAAGAAAACGAUGAUGAUGAUGAAGACAUGUAUUCUCAUGAUUUUGAAGUCAAAUAUGAGACAAUUUUCGAUCAACUUGAUAGCACAGUGAGAGAUAUAGUUAAUUGGUACAAGGAUGAAUUUUUUAUUGACGAAAAUGAGCCGGAAGCUAAAAAAAACCUAAAUAGGAUUCUUCAUAAAUUGGGCAGUAAUCUUUUCUGUGCCCCCUUUUUACUCUACCGCGUUCUCUGUUUUUCUACCCGUUUGUGUAAUCAUUUGAAUUAAAAAUCUUAAUUGAAAUUACAUACAUUUUCAGAUGACAUUAUAACCUAAAAUUUAAACUUAUUUCACAAUUUCCAGACAGAAAAUUUAAAAAAUAAAAACAUUCGCAUUGGUGAGGAAUCGAACCAGGACCUCUCGGGCAAUAAACAUCCAAUUAUUUUAUGGCAAUUUGUGCGCGCGCAAAAAACAUGAAUUGACCGUAAAAACGUGAUUUUUUGAAGAUGAGGGACCCCGAAAAAUUUUUUUAAAUAUAGUCAAAUCUACGUAAAAAGGCACGAGGAACAUUUUGGAAGCGGUUAGAAAGAGCGGAAAUGACUCCUGAGCAAUGUUUAUAUAGGGCGAAAAAAAAAAAUUUUUUAGGAUUGAGUAUCGAAAUUCAUACUCUUUUCCAUCGGAAAGAGCGUCAAAAGACGAGCAAAAUGCUUUUUUAAUCAUUGAAAAUUAUGAAUUUUAACCCUACUUACGAUAAAUUUUCGAAAAACAGAGUUCCCCUUCACCCGGUCCCACCAAAUUGGCGAAACGAUAUUAUGAUCUCCAACCUGGUGGAAAAAGUUCCCCACCCAUGGGGCUUACUAAGAAAAAAAAUUGGGCCGAUUCUGAGAUCAUGACUUUUUUGUCCGAGCCUCUGUUGUAAAGUUUACGUUUUUACAAAUAAUGUCUUUUAAAAUUGAAUUAAUAAUUUUGAAAAUUUCAAAAUACUGAAAAUUCAAUUUUCUAGUGGAAAUUUAAUCAGAAGGGAUUUAGGGGUCAUAAACUAGAGUCUAAUUUAUAUUUAUUUUAAAAAAAAUGAAUUUGAAAUGUUCAGCUUUUUCGCUUUGAAAAUCAAUGAAAGUGGCUUCAGGGGGUUAUAAACUAUAGUAUAGUUUGUUCUUUUUAAUUUUAUGAAAUUUUCAAUACUGAAAAGUCUCAAUUUAUUAAAUUCAGUUUUUCGAGUGGAAAUUUAAUCGGAGAUGAGUUCAGAGGUUAUAAACUAGAGUCUAGUUUGUUCUUUUUUUCUAAACUCAAAUUAAGUUUGAAAUGUUCAUCUAUUUUUAGCAAAAAAAAAAAACAGUAGACCUUCGAAAAAACUUUCAAUGUUUUUUUUAGAUUUUCUGAAAAUUCAGUUAUUUUUGGAAAGUUUGAUGAAAAUACAAAUUUUUGAAAUUCUGAAACUAAAAAGACUCGAAUAAAAAGUUUUCCAGAAUUAAAAAAAUCCCUUCUUCAAAUAUACGUUUUUUCCAGCCUGUUCCCCACUAAACGAAAAAGAAGCCAGCUAUCGACCGUGUGCAAUGGAAAAACGAGCCCGCUGGUGGACAGGCGAAAAACGACGAGUCGACGUGUCACCAGAACGAGAACUCGGCACAACUGCAGCCGACACUGCAGCCGCAUUCCGAAUGAUGGCACACGCCGUGCGCUCAGCUGCUGUCACUCGAGCCGAUGAAGUUGGAACUGUUAAUGGAUCACUUGAUCUUUUAAUGGAUACUUUGGUUGGAUCGAUGGCUCCACUUUUAUCACUUCUUCAAAAUGUUCCCGCCUUUCAAAUUGAUCCCGAACUCUCGCAACAAAUGUGGAAUUCAUCGGCUAUACAUAUCCCAACUUUUCAAUAA
Messenger RNA from Caenorhabditis angaria, 7055 nucleotides. Lineage: Eukaryota; Metazoa; Nematoda; Chromadorea; Rhabditida; Rhabditidae. The record is from the annotation of a GenBank genome assembly.